This is a messenger RNA of Cylindrotheca closterium, 1437 nucleotides long. The record is from the annotation of a GenBank genome assembly. NCBI's taxonomy places the organism in Eukaryota, Bacillariophyta, Bacillariophyceae, Bacillariales, Bacillariaceae.
AUGAGUCCACGACAUUCUUCGUUCCGUCGAAGUAGUGAUGAUCAUCGUUCCCCGGAAAAAGGCAAUGACGGCGCCGAAGACGGUCCUCGCAAACGGCAGCGUCAACGAGCCAAGCCUGUCUUUGUGGGUGACAUUCGGGUUCCGUUUGGGGUUGUUGUGGGCUUUAUGAAUUCUGUCAUGCGGAAUCAUAACUUUACUAGGAAGAGUAGUAGGGGUAGAAGGAGAGAGGAUUAUGACGGCGAUGAAGUUCAUGUUGGUGACGCUAUUAUUGGUUUUGAACGGUCCGGAGAAAGCUGUUGGCGUUUGGAACCUGCCACGGAUGCUUUGGCAGACAAGUUGUGUUACCUCAAUCGAAUCCGUUUCAAGAAUACCAUUCUUCGGGUUAAUCUCAGCGGUCGCAGGCAAAAUCCAAGGUUUGGCUGUUGGAAUGAUUAUUAUUAUCAUCGAUAUGGAAAAAAUGAUGACAAGGUAGAUGCAGAAGUACUUGCCCACCUGAAACAUCCUAUGGACGGAAUGCAGCUAUUUGAUAUACUUAAUGAAAAGAUGAACUUUUACAAGCUUUCCAAUGGUGAGGGCAACUCGAUCAAAGGUAUCCGGGGCAUGGUUUCUAUCAAGUCUUUUGUAUUGACGAUGAGAUCUCCAGAAGAAGCAGAGCGGAUCUGCUACCUUUCCGGGAUUCAGGUGGGGAGCACCAGUGUUUUUCUGGAACGACCGUAUGAUUGGAUCGGACCUACACCUCUCUAUCCUAACUACCUCGAAUUUCUGAGAGCGAGAUCGGACGCGGAGGCUACAAAGCGGAAACAAACACAGGCAAAUACCAAAGAAUCGCCACUGAAAGCUAGGGCAAGGACUGCAAGGCCCACUCCUUCAGCUAGUACUGAAACUAUUGAAUUGCUGGAUGACAGUGACGAUGAAGUAGAGAUAGUAGAAGAACAUGAAGAAGCAAAGAAACUCGAAAAAGAGAACCAGCAUCUUCGCAGUGUGUUGAAAGCAUUGACUCAUUCCAAUGCUUCCAAAGGCGAAGAAGUAUCAUCCCUUCAAUCACAACUCGAUCAGCUGCAAGCGCAACUCUUGGAAAAGGAAGCGGAAGCGUCCGCAUUACGACAGUAUGAGUGUACUCUGAAGAGCGACAUUGCCAGUACUGAGGAAAAAGUGGAGGCAAUUCAUGAGAGCUGGCAGGCCCAAGCUAUGCUUCUUGCCGAAAAGCAACAGGAAAUUGAUCUGGUUGGCGGGCAGCUUGCCCAGCUUCAAAAGGAUGCUCAGAAUGUGCGAGAAUCUCUCUUGGACGAACAAAGGGAGCGUGAAGAAUUGGAAGACGUCUUGGCACGCUUUCAACCCCAUGUGGCAAUCAAGAAACAAGAAGAUGAAGAAAUGGGGACGAACGGCCAAAGCGGCAAGGUUACUGUUGCCGCCAGUGAUGAUGCCUUUGAUGUGUAA